Messenger RNA from Mercurialis annua (annual mercury), 911 nucleotides. Its product is annotated as ankyrin repeat-containing protein P16F5.05c. Gene Ontology annotation, molecular function: protein binding. The record is from RefSeq and is a predicted model, not a curated record. The coding region runs from base 40 to 501 and encodes 153 amino acids. NCBI's taxonomy places the organism in Eukaryota, Viridiplantae, Streptophyta, Magnoliopsida, Malpighiales, Euphorbiaceae. The transcript is spliced from 7 exons.
CCUUGAAUCAGUGAUACCAGUGAGUUCAAGAAAUUAAAAAUGGGUGCGCAGCAAAAUCAAUCAGAGCAGCAUACCCAACAAGAACCCAACUCAGAGAGUGUUGAUUCCUUGCUUGAGGCUGCUCGAUAUGAUGACAUUGAUGAUAUUAAAAGCUUGGCAUCUUUUGGGGUUUCUCUUGAUUCCAAGGAUUCUUUUGGCAGAACAGCACUUCAUAUGGCUGCAGCUAACGGGCAUCUUACGAUUGUUGAGUAUCUUAUCAGCCAGGAAGUGGAUCUCAAUGCUUCUAAUGAGGAGAAUAAUACACCUCUUCAUUGGGCAUGCCUUAAUGGUCGCGUUGAGGUCGUUAAGAAAUUGAUUCUUGCUGGAGCUAGUUUAAGCCUCCUAAACUGCCAUGAGCGGACUCCAGUCGAUGAAGCUGUUACUCAAGGAAAAAUGGAUGUUAUUGAUGCAAUUAAUUCAACUGUAACCCAGCUGGAACUUGCUGGUGUUCAGGUUUCGUAAGCAGGAAUUCCAAUAUAAGGCGUAGAUUGAUAUUCUUACAGACAUCAAAGAAGGCGGGAAAAGGUAGUUUCUUCUCGAAGUCGAAAGAGGUGCUGCAAAGAAUCUUUUGUAAGUGAAGCAUCUUUAACAAUGCUUGUCAUUAAAUCAGUGAUACUAAUGGGGGAAUAAAGGAAAAACUAUUAGCUCUUCAACAUUCUAAGGUUCACCCACUUAGCUCCUUUUUGCAUAUAUUUCGGCUUUGUGUUAUAAAAGUGCAGAACCGCUCUUUAAAAAAAAAAUUCAAUAUUGAUGAGAAAUGAUUUUUACUAUAAAGUUAUAUAUCCAUUAGAAGAAUCAUAAACUUGUACUGAUUAAAGUAUCUUAUUCUCUUUGAUUGGUUUUGACUAAAUAGUAAAUAUUCUGUUUUUUAA